UUGCAUAAACCGUUAUUACAUUCACAACUGUGGAGAGAGAGAAAAAAAAAAGCAAGGAAAAAUGGCGGGAGUAGCAGGGCUUCACCGGAAAAUGCAGCUAUUACCACCUCCACCAAAUACACUUCCUCGUCGUUCCUUCUCCGUCGAUCGCGAAAAGACUUGUCCUUUGCUGCUUCGGGUUUUCACUAAGAUUGGCAGUCAUCAUAGCAAGGAGGACUUUGCAGUCAGAGGAAAGGAGCCCAAAAAUGAAUUUCAAAUCUAUACAUGGAAGGAUGCUACUCUUCGGGAGUUGACUGAUCUGGUAAAGGAGGUAACCCCGGAAGCUAAAAGGAGACAUACAAGGUUGUCUUUUGCUUUUGUGUUCCCUGAGAAACUUGGCCAUUUCGUGGUUAGGCCGGUAGGAGAAACAUUCGCAUAUGGUAACAGAAAGGUAGAUGAUGACAAGCCAUUGGCUCAACUUGGUUUUCAGAUUGGUGACUAUUUGGACGUGGCAAUUUUCUAGACUGAUAUCGCCAACAACAUUAUUGAAGUUGCUAACAAAAGUGAAAUAUAUAUAUCACAGCAAAGAUUAUCUAAGCUUGGUAUUCGACUGGAUAAUUUUAGGGUGCUCAUACUAAUCAGUCUUUUUGGAAGCUUAAAAGCUUAUCUGUAGACUUACUGUCCUGUUUGAAGAGUAUGCAGAGCUCAUAAUCUCUAAAGAUGCUUAUUUUGGCUGUGCAUAUUUUGAGUAUUAACAUUAGAUGCUGGCAUUGGUUUGGUCUAAGCUUCGGAGAAUGGUAUCAGUGUUUAACCUUGUAGAUUAUGGCCUGUGGGCGGAAUGCCGAUUUUGGUUCUGAAGUUUGUUACAUUUUGUACUAGUCAUUCAUCAAUCUCAGAAGUCAGAAUCAUAUCGUUCGACAUAACUGCUUGUUUUUAGUUUUUUGUUUCAACUUUUGAAAGUUGUAUGAAAUAAGUUUUACUUUC
This is a messenger RNA of Beta vulgaris subsp. vulgaris (sugar beet), 963 nucleotides long. RefSeq names its product histone deacetylase complex subunit SAP18. The transcript is spliced from 6 exons. Gene Ontology annotation, molecular function: transcription corepressor activity; transcription factor binding. NCBI's taxonomy places the organism in Eukaryota, Viridiplantae, Streptophyta, Magnoliopsida, Caryophyllales, Amaranthaceae. Bases 62 to 502 code for a protein of 146 amino acids. Gene Ontology annotation, biological process: negative regulation of DNA-templated transcription. The record is from RefSeq and is a predicted model, not a curated record. Gene Ontology annotation, cellular component: nucleus.